AGGCGGGCCUCCGGGGCGGACGGGGAGGGGAACGCGCUGGUUGCUAGCAGCUGCGCACGCCGCCACCUUCCGCUGCGGGUCGGCUCAUUAUCAGUGGGCCUCUGCUGCGACGCCGGGUCAGGGCGCGAGGCCACGGGUCCGAGGUGUGGACCCGCGCUCCCGGUCAACGUGUCCCCCGCCCUCCGCCCGGCGCCCCGGCCCGCAGGCCAGCUAGUCUACCAUGAAAGGCCAUCGGACCAGCCCUGCUGGGCCUGUGGGGUGUUGCCCAGAAAGUGUGGACCUGAGUCUAACAGGCCUUCCUCCACCCAUGACCCAGCGCCCCAACAGCGCCUCGGCCCCCAAGCCUCUCACCCGAUCCAUCUCUGUGGUCGCAGGCAGCGAAUCUAGGAAGAGGGCACUGGAGGCCAUGGUGCCCGAAGGCUCGAGGGCCAUCAACAACCUACGCAGAUCCAACAGUGCCACCCAGGUGCCCCGGGUGUGGAGCAGCCCCCUCAGGCCAGCAGAGUCCCCCGACUUCCUGGCCCUGUUUGAGGGGAGCCCCAGUAGCCAGAAGAGGCUGGGCAGCCUGGGCAAGGCUCCCAGUGAGCAAGGUGCCACCUGGAACAUCCUGGACGAGCAGCCUAGGGCUGUCACCUUGAUGUCCUGCACCCAGAGUCCCAGCACUAUGGAUGCACCUGCAGGCCCUCAAAGGAGAGAGUGUUCAGUGGCCUUGUCCCCCAGCUUCACAGCCAACAACAGGAGCAGCAAGGCAGCCGUGGGCAACCGUGUGAUGGCCAUGGUGCACAACCAGCACAGCCCCGCUGAAAAGGCGCCACCCCCCAAGAGCUCCAACCACACCUCCUCGCCCCUCAACAACAUUGUCAAGGCAGCUACAGAUGAGGGCCAUGAGAGCAGCAGCUUCCGGAAGCCUCAGAAGAAUCUAGCCAGCAGCAAGCAGGUGGCCCAGAACAACAUGGGGGCCACUGCCAGCCUCCUAAAACGGAAGGAGGUGACAGAGGAGGAGGCUGAGAGGUUCAUACACCAGGUAAACCAGGCCGCAGUCACCAUCCAGUGCUGGUACCGCAGGCAGGCUCAGCGGCGCCACAGGCAGGGGACUUCCAGGCUGGAGCACCUACUGGCAUCUAAGCGGGAAGAGCGGCGCCAGCGACAGAAGGAGGGGAAUCUUUUGGAUCUGCACCAGCAGAAGGAGACAACCCGGCGGAAGGCCCGGGAGGAGAAGGCACGCCAGGCCAGGCAGGCAGCCAUUCAGGAGCUACAGCAGAAACGAGCCCAGAAGUCAGGCGACGAGGAGCUUAGGCUGCCGAGGGGGCUGCAGCCCCCACAGGAGGCUUCCCCGGGGCAGGGCAGUGUCCCCGGCAAACCCCACAAAGCCAACAACACUGGCAUGGAAGACCCCCGCCAACAUAGCUCUGACCCAUUACCAGAGCCCCAGUCGCUUCUGGAGGACAAGUUCAAGGACAACAGCUCCUGGGUUGCAGCUGCUGAGGACUUGGAGCCACAGGCACCUGCUAUCUACACGGCCAAGCCCCAGGCGGCCCUGCAAGAUCUGCUGGCCACACUGAGGCUCCUGGAGGAGGAGCCGGAGCCACUUCCCUGGCCCCGGGCCUACUCCAAGGACAGAUACACCUGGACCGAUGAGGAGGAGUCCAGCUCCCUGACAGCAGACAACCUAGAGCACUUCAGGCAGCUGGGGGCAGCGGAGCCCCCCGGAGCAGGCACCCUGCUCUCUGAGGCUAAGCUGCAGAGCAUCAUGAGCUUCCUAGACGAGAUGGAACAGGCAGGCCAGGAGAGGCCAGCCUCGGCCCCACAGGGGCCGGAGCCCACUGCAGAGGCGAGCAGCAUGGGGAUGCAGCUUCGGCUGGAGGUGGAGGAGAAGCGGCGAGCUGUGGGGCUGCUGCAGAGAGCACUGGCACAGCAGCGGGACCUCACCGCCAGGAGGGUCAAGGACACGGAGCGGGAACUAGGGCGGCAGCUGGGGCAACAGAGGGAGCACUAUGAGGCCACUAUCCAGCGCCAUCUGGCCUUCAUCGACCAGCUGAUCGAGGACAAGAAGGCCCUGAGCCAGAAGUGCGAGACCUUGGUGGCUGAGCUGAAGCUGGGAGACCAGAGGCACAAGGAAAGGGCAGCCCAGAUGCAGGAACAGCAUGAGCUGGAGAUCAAGAAGCUCAAAGAGCUGAUGAGCGCCACCGAGAAGGUGAGGCGGGAGAAGUGGAUCAAUGAGAAAACCCGCAAAAUCAAGGAGAUCACUGUUAGAGGCCUGGAGCCUGAAAUCCAGAAGCUGAUCACCAAGCACAAGCAGGAGGUGAAGAGGCUGCAGGGACUGCACGCGGCAGAGCUACAGCAGGCAGAGGAGCGGGCGGCGCAGCAGUACAGCCGGCGUGCAGAGGAGCUGCGUGCACAGCUGGAGAGCGAGAAGGAGGCUCUGGGCCAGCAGGAGCGGGAGCGUGCCCAGCAGCGCUUCGAGCAGCACCUGGAGCAGGAGCAGCGGGCCCUGCAGCAGCAACGACGGCGGCUCUACAGUGAGGUGGCCGAGGAGAAGGAGCGGCUGGGCCAGCAGGCCGCCAGGCAGCGCGCGGAGCUGGAAGAGCUGCAGCAGCAGCUGGAGGAGAGCAGUGCAGCAGGUGGCCGGGCCCUACGGGCUGAGUUUGAGAAGGAAAGAGAGGGGCAGGAGCGCCGCCACCAGAUGGAGCUCAAGGCCCUGAAGGAACAGCUGGAAGUUGAGAGGCAGAUGUGGGAGGCCAACUGCUCCAAGAAGGAGGAAGCCUGGCUGCUGAGCCGGGAGCAGGAGCUGAAGGAAGAGAUCCGGCGGGGCCGGGACCAGGAGAUUGAGCUGGUGAUCCGGCGGCUAGAGGCUGACACCACGCUGGCCCGGGAGGAGAGCGAGAGGGCUGCGGAGAGCCGCAUCCAGCGCUUACGGGACAAGUACGAGGCAGAGCUGGCAGAGCUGGAGCGCUCUGAACGGCAACUGCAGGAACGGUGCACGCAGCUCAAAGGGCAGCUUGGGGAGGCUGAGGGUGAGGCUGGGCGCCUGCAGGCACUGCUGAGGCAAAAGGAAAAGGAACUGGCUGACACGCGAGCGGUGAACGAGCAGCUGACGGCUGAGAGGAGUGGCCUGGCCCAGGUCCUGCACCAGGAAUUCACCGGCCGACUGGCAGCCUCCGAGGAGGAGAACAGGCAGCUCAGGGCCGAGCUGGCUGCACUACGUACCCGCCAGCAGCUGGAGCUGGAGCAACUGACGCGCGACAGGCAGGCGGAGCUGGAGGCCGUGCACAGGAGAGGCCACCGUGCUGUCCUUAGGGUGAAGGUGGCACUGGCCAAGAAGGAGGAGGCAGUGAGCAGCCUCCGGAAGCAGCAUGAGGCAGCCAUGAAGCGAGCGGACCACCUUGAGGAGCUUCUGGAGGAGCACUGAGUACUGGGCUCCAGCACCAAGUGACGCUGCCCGUAACAUGGACACAAGGUGUCAGGCUGUGCGGAAGGAGGUGCUGCCUGGUGGCCCCUGCUGUGUUCCUCUGGGCCCUGCCGUCCCCUCCUUACCUGGCCCUGCCCUGGCUAGGGGUGAGAGCCUCCUGAAAUCUUACAGUAAAGUCUUUUUUUUUUUUUUUUUAAA
Messenger RNA from Erinaceus europaeus (western European hedgehog), 3607 nucleotides. It is a transcript of the gene CEP131, whose product is annotated as centrosomal protein 131. The transcript is spliced from 26 exons. Gene Ontology annotation, cellular component: centriolar satellite. Lineage: Eukaryota; Metazoa; Chordata; Mammalia; Eulipotyphla; Erinaceidae. Gene Ontology annotation, biological process: cilium assembly; intraciliary transport involved in cilium assembly; regulation of centrosome duplication. Bases 221 to 3409 code for a protein of 1062 amino acids. The record is from RefSeq and is a predicted model, not a curated record.